Messenger RNA from Hibiscus syriacus, 1059 nucleotides. RefSeq names its product protein SRG1-like. NCBI's taxonomy places the organism in Eukaryota, Viridiplantae, Streptophyta, Magnoliopsida, Malvales, Malvaceae. The transcript has 4 exons. The record is from RefSeq and is a predicted model, not a curated record. The coding region runs from base 123 to 1058 and encodes 311 amino acids.
GAGGCGCCCACUUAUGCUCCAUUGAUUCCGGUGCCUAAUGUUCAAGAGCUGGUGAGGGAGGAUCUUUGCAGGUUCCACAAAGAUAUGUUAGGGAACUAGAAGAUAGACCCAAAGAUACAGAUAUGUCACAUCUUUCUUCACUUAUUCCCGUCGUUGAUUUGUCAUUGCUGUUAAUGGGGAAUAAGGAGGAGCUAAAAAAACUGGAUUUGGCUUGCCAAGAAUGGGGUUUCUUUCAGGUGGUAAAUCAUGGAGUUGCAAAGGAAGUGUUGCAGAAAAUGAAGGAUGUUGCAGCUGAGUUUUUCGAGCUUCCGCUAGAAGAGAAGAACAAGAACGCGAUGCCGUCGGAUGACAUACAAGGGUACGGACACAUAUAUGUCAUCUCGGAAGAGCAGAUACUGGACUGGUCGGAUGCACUGAUGCUUGCGGUUCACCCUUCUCAUUAUAGGAAGCUCAAGUUUUGGCCCAAGUCACCUACAGGUCUCCAGGAAAUCAUAGAAGAAUAUUCGAAUGCGAUACGAAAAUUCGGAACAGAGCUGUUGGAAUCAUUUUCUCUGAUCAUGGGAAUGGAAAAGGAAGCCUUGCUUGGACUGCACAAACAGUUGAUCCAAGCAUACCGAGUGAACUACUACCCUCCCUGCUCUAAGCCAGACCAAGUACUAGGUGUUAGUCCACAUUCAGACUCUAGCACUAUAACCAUACUCAUGCAGGACGAUGAUGUGUGCGGAUUACAGAUUAAGCACGACGACGAUUGGGUGCCGGUUAAUACGAUCCCGGAUGCUCUAGUCGUGAAAGUCGGCGAUGUCAUUGAGAUGUGGAGUAACGGCAAGUACAAGAGUAUUGAACACAGAGCUGUUGUAAAUGAUGAAAGGGCAAGAAUCUCUUAUGCGUCAUUCCUAUACCCGCACGAUGAGGUUGAGAUUGAGCCCCUGAUCGACCCGAAAACAGAACAGCUGAUUUAUAAGAAAGUGAAAUAUGGGGAUUAUUUGAGGAACUCCAUGAAGACAAAAAUGGAGGGCAAAGCUCACACCCACGUAGCAAAGGUUGAAACUCUCGCUUAAC